AGAUCAAUAACGUCAUACAGGUGUCGCUGGAACCUUAUCCUUAAGGCUACGUGCCAAUGCUAUAGAAUCAGCUUAAUGAGCUCAACGCCCAAGAUUACGUGCGCCUGGCAACCGAUCUGACAUAAGGUAUUGUGCUUCCGCAAACCUUGGAACUUUACACAUCUCCCCUUUGCCCACCUCGGCCGAUUCGGCCUCAUGGAGACCGAGACAUUCGCAACGCUAGUGCAAGUCCUGCAAAUCACCGUAGCAACCUCUUUGAUCUUUAUCGGUGGUCUCUCAUCCUGCCUCUCGCUCUGGGUGCUCCCCCUAACGAAAUUGCUCCCGCCGGCCCUUGCCUGUGCUCAAUUCAUUCAAACAGUGACAUGGGGCCUGCAAUAUCUCCAGCCUUCAUCUCGCAUCCUCGGAAUUUCACUCCUGACCACCGCGCUCCUGACUUCCUAUCUGCCCGAUCCGGCGCAAGCCGAGCAGUGGAAAACGUGGGCGGUAGCGCUUGCGAUCCUUGCGCCAGUCGCGCCGUACGAAGUGUAUUGUAUCUUCCCAAUCAAUGACCGGGUGAGCGAGAUCAGGGAGGAGGUUGAGCGAGGUGCGAACGAAGAAAAGGCGAAGAAAGAGCUGAAGGCGUUGUUUUCGAAGUGGCAGUUUAGGAACUACGGGCGAGUUGGGAUUCCGCUUGUUGCGGGAAUUGUGGGAUGGUAUGGUAUUACUAGGCGCUGAGGAGAAGAUGGAUGCUUAGGGUAGUGAAUGGGAGUCGAAUCUAAUGCAUUUUUUUG
This is a messenger RNA of Boeremia exigua, 770 nucleotides long. RefSeq lists its product as uncharacterized. The transcript is spliced from 2 exons. Lineage: Eukaryota; Fungi; Ascomycota; Dothideomycetes; Pleosporales; Didymellaceae. Bases 196 to 714 code for a protein of 172 amino acids. The record is from RefSeq and is a predicted model, not a curated record.